Molecule: messenger RNA, 1660 nt
Organism: Leptinotarsa decemlineata (Colorado potato beetle)
Lineage: Eukaryota; Metazoa; Arthropoda; Insecta; Coleoptera; Chrysomelidae
Gene: Pu
Product: GTP cyclohydrolase punch
Biological process (GO): tetrahydrobiopterin biosynthetic process; tetrahydrofolate biosynthetic process
Cellular component (GO): cytoplasm
Molecular function (GO): GTP binding; zinc ion binding; GTP cyclohydrolase I activity
Source: RefSeq, a predicted model, not a curated record
CAGUUGGUGAAACGUCCACAUUAUUUCCAUCGAAGAUUACUCCGCCAUUACUGAAUAAUGUAAUGACGUGGUUUCUUGACGACACCACAAAGACUUGUCCGGCAAUUAUCUCAUUUCGGAGAGCCUUCUUUUGAAAAGACUCAAGGAAAUCCCUCUGAGGGGCCGACCAAAAAUCCCGCUCGCCAGUAUGUAUCUCUGAAUGGCCUGCGAUAUAUAGUCAACAUUCUCUGAGUUCUGCAUCAGUCGGCUUUGGUUCGAGCAAGAGUGUUGGCAGUUUCAUUUUGGAACGAUAUCGCACGUGAUUUGAGUGAAAGCGUUUCGAAAUUGACAAUAUUAUGGCUACCACGAACGGAGAUCACUGCGCCAAUAACAUCAAAACAAAGAAAUCACUGCCGGUGCUGUCGAGAACUUGGUCUGAGAAUUACGAUAUCACUGACGUUGAAGUGCCCGGAACUCCCAAAACACCUAGGACUUCCACGACACCAGGACAUGAGAAGUGCACAUUCCACCACGAUUUAGAGUUAGAUCACAGACCACCAACUAGAGAAGACAUGCUUCCCGAAAUGUCAAGAUCGUACAAACUGCUACUAGCUUCACUUGGAGAGAAUCCAGAAAGACAAGGCCUGCUUAAAACUCCCGAACGAGCGGCCAAAGCCAUGCUUUUCUUCACCAAGGGAUAUGACCAAAGUCUUGAAGAAGUCCUCAAUGACGCCAUUUUCGACGAAGAUCAUGACGAAAUGGUAGUGGUAAAGGACAUUGAAAUGUUCUCCAUGUGCGAACACCAUUUGGUCCCCUUCUACGGAAAAGUUUCCAUUGGGUAUCUACCCUGCGGCAAAAUUUUGGGUCUAAGCAAGUUAGCAAGGAUAGUGGAGAUCUACUCCAGAAGGUUACAGGUGCAAGAAAGGCUCACCAAACAGAUUGCAGUAGCUGUUACCAAAGCCGUGCAACCCGCUGGAGUUGCCGUUAUCGUAGAAGGAACGCACAUGUGUAUGGUUAUGCGAGGAGUUCAGAAAAUCAAUAGUAAGACAGUUACUUCAACCAUGUUGGGAGUAUUCCGCGAUGAUCCCAAAACAAGAGAGGAAUUUUUAAAUUUAGCUCAGUCUAAAUAAAUUGAACUGUGAAAUUUUGAGAGCUUCAGUCAAAUUCAUUUAUUGAAUGAAAUGAAAUAUUGAAUGUCCAAUUUUCUGUACAAACACCAUUUCCUAGAUAUUUGACCAUUGACUGAAGAGCAAAAGAAAUAAUAAUUGGGUUAAGGUUGUUGAAAAAUUGCUUUAAUUUAUUUAUUUAUAAAAUGUACUUAAAAAUAUAGUGGACCAUAAAAAUAUAUUGACAAUAUAUUGAAGAUGCUAAAGUGAAAGAUAUAUCAAAACAUUUUAUUGUCUAUAUCACUGUGAUAAUGAAAAUUAUAUUGGACGUUACCAUUUUUAUUGUAUUCAAAAAUAUAUUUCAUAUAUUUAUCGGAAUUAUAUCUGGUAAUGUUAUUUCGCCAUAUUGUCUAUUUUCUUUAGGUUUAAUAAAUUUCAGCAAUUGCAGUAUUUGUAUGAAUUAAAUAUUAUUUUAGUAAGUAUGUACGUUAUUCAUAUGAAGACAAUCGAUGUAAGGGCCUGCCUAUCACUGAAUGUAAAAAUAAUUUGAACAAUAAAAAUAUUGUGUAUUGAAA